AUGAGUACGGGUGUUUUGGGUUACAUACGAGGUGUCGACUUCUCUCACAAUGACUUCUCGGUAAGUUAUUAUAAUUUAAUAUUGGGUUAAACACUAAGAUCGACGCAUCUUUUACAUUGAAGUAUAACAAAAUUACUAGAUAGAACAGAAAGUUAGAAAUCUAUGAAAAGAACCGCUUACAAACGAAUGAAUAAUUUUAUACUUUGGCUAGAGAUACGAAAAAGAACUCUGAAUAAUGCAAAAAAAAAUAAGCGGCAUUUAAAGUAAUAUAAUAAAGUUUAACUUCAAAGAGAAUAUUAUUUAAAAAAUUGAAUAACAAGGUCUUUUAAGACGGUGUUCAUUUAGAACCCCUUUGAAUCAAAAGGAACUCAUUAUAAGUUAUACUACUUGCAGGGUGAUCGAUUUCCACAAGAAGUGGCUCAAAUGGCACAUGCGACCUGGCUCAAACUGAACGACACAAAACUAGAGCAUGUCCCAGACGAACUAUCAGAUCUGACAAAGCUAGAACACCUUCAAAUGACGAGAAAUAGCCUUCAAAACAUCCAUGGUGAACUCUCAGAUCUUCCAAAACUAAGAUCAGUCAUCUUUAGGCGUAAUCAGGUAAAAUUUUUUCCUUACUUUGGAGUUUAGACCACGAAUCUGUCAUUCAAAAAUCAUACAACUCCUGUGAAAACCUCACAAACAAUUUAAAAUAAUAAUGAGGACGAAGAAUGAAUAUCAAAUUCAUGUUUCAGAUAAAAACAUCCGGCAUUCCCACAGACAUUUUCCGCAUGAAAGAUCUGACCAUAAUUGACUUUAGUCACAACUCCCUCAGAGACGUUCCGAACAAUGUGGAGUACGCGAAAUGUGCAAUCGUCCUAAAUUUGAGCCAUAAUAAUCUUGAGAGCAUACCAAAUUUAGUAAGUUUAGAGAAACUGGAUUUUGAGGAACCUACUAUCAAAAGCAAUAUAGAAAUCAGAUUUUCUGAUGUUACUAAUUGACGAUACGGUUCAAUAUUCAUAUUUCAGGUCUUCAACAACCUCAUCGAUCUCAUUUUUCUCGAUUUAUCCCACAAUAAGGUCGACAACCUUCCAGUUCAACUCAAGCGUCUGGUCAAUCUUCAGAUUCUGAAACUCUCUUUCAAUCCGUUGAAAAGCUUUCAAUUCCCAACCAUGACGUAAGUAGAAGACAACAAAAUAUCACAAUAUUUUUUCAGAAUGCAAAAUCUGCGGGUUUUACAUCUCCGGAACACCAAUCGGACAGCUGCGAAUUUCCCUUUGACAUUCAAUGGAAUGGAGAAUAUCCAAGAGCUGGAUCUGGCCGAAAAUGCAUUGGAAAAGUUGCCGGAAAGUGUCUACGAGCUGAAGAAGCUGAGAAAAUUGGACAUCAGCCAUAAUAAAGUGAGUAAACUAAUAUUUUUAAUACUCAUCUACUCAUUUAGCUCACUGAGGUCAAUGUCCCCGAUGAUGCCUUAGAAGAGCUGGAAACGGUCAAUUUCAGCGACAAUGAAUUGCUUUCUCUCCCAGAGGGUAUCGUCAAAUGCUCUAGACUGAGAAGAAUAUACGCAAAUUUUAACAAAAUUACCUUUGAGGGUGAGUGUCCAUCUUACCCAUGAUGAAGAUCCAAUAUUCAAAUGAAACGGCAAAUUUCAGGGAUGCCAAAGGGAAUUGGAAAGCUCUUACAGCUCCAGAUCCUCUACCUUUCCCAUAAUCGUCUUCAACUGAUUCCAGAGGGAGUUUCGAGAUGUGUGAAGCUUCAAAGGUUAAAGUUGGAUAGUAAUGGACUUCGGCAGAUUCCGGAUGGACUAUAUCUGUUACCUGAUCUAAAGGAACUCGAUCUGACAAAGUAAGUUACAGGAAGAAAAAUUUCUGACGAAAAAACAUUUUCCGGAAAAUAAGUCAUCACCGUCCUAUUUUUGCUGACACAUUUUCUGGACACAUAAAUUUUCUCGAAAACCAAGUGCAAUAUGCAAUAAUGCAAAAACUUUACAACUGUUUGCCUUGGUUCUUGUUUUAGACCACCCUUGAACGAUUUACGACCUAAAAGGUUCAAAAAUGAAGGAUAUAUAAGUUUCUUAUGUUAUCCAUAAUGAAGAUAAUUAACUAUUUUCUUUUCAGCAAUCCCGAAAUUGUUAUGCCACCGAAGCCCAACGAUAAAGCCAAAGCACUGGCCUUUUAUAACAUCGACUUCUCACUUUCACAUCGGGUAAGUUAUUUAACAGUUUUUUUUAUGUUUUAGAUAAGAACUGGAAUGGAGAGUUUUGAUUAGGAUGACGCAUUCAAGCGUGCAACCUGAAGUAUCUGGUCGUAAUAGAUUGUUAUUGUCUUAUGAAGCUAUUUCUAAUAUUUCAAUUGGUUUCAGAUGCCAAAUCACACGACAAAUUCCUCAAAUUCAUCGGUAGACCAAGGCCGAAGGGAUGCCAUGCAAAGGAAAAAGGACUUCAUCAAGCGGCGAAGGCAUCAAGCUGAUGAAGAUGGGGCCUCAAAGGUGAUUGCAGCAAUGUCAAAAAUGGCCAAGAAUAAAGAUGACGAUGAUCAACCAAUGGAAAAUGGGGACUCUCUACUGAAGGCACCUCCAAGUUGGAGAGAAAGAAUGGCCAAUCAUCAAAAGAAGCUUGAUGUCUCACAUUUAUUUGAAGCAGACGUUGGACAGUAUGCAGGACUGUGGAUUUGGGAUAUUGAGAACUUCUAUCCAUCGCCUACCGAUCCAUCCGUUUACGGCCACUUCUACGAAAGCGAUUGUUAUAUUAUUUUGAAGACAAAUGAAGAUGAAAAUGGCCAUUUAACACAUCAGAUCUACUAUUGGAUCGGUGACAAAGCAAGUUUGGACAAGGGAAUGUGUGCUGCUGUUCAUGCCGUUCAUUUGCGAAAUCAUUUGGGAAGUGAUUCAAGUACUCAUAGAGAAGAUAUGAAUGAUGAAAGCGAUGAAUUCCUUGAUCUUUUUGAUGACGAUAUAACUUAUAUUUCGGGUGGAAGAACUCAGAGUGGAUUCUACACGGUUGUUAAGCCGAAAUUUGUGACAAGGUAAGGUUUAUAUUAUUUUAGGUAUAGUUGUUGAUGAAAAUUUAUAAUUUUUAUGUCUUUAGGUUAUAUCGAGGUUCCGUAGAAGGUCAAAAAGUGAAUAUGGAGCCAGUCUCCUUGAACUACGACUCUCUGGAUCCACGAUUCGUGUUUUUGUUACAUACAGAGAAGACUAUUUGGAUUUGGCGAGGAGUCAAAGCUAGUGUAAGUUAGAUUGAUGGAUUCCCAUGUGUUUUUAUUUUUUUCGAUGUUUGAAUAACAAGAUGAAGGAGUAUUGUACUGUAUUAUUCUUGCAGAACACAACGGCGAGUAAAGUCCGACUGUUUGCGAGUAAAUUAAACAAGAGAGAUCGAAAAGACAGAGCCGAGAUUGAAGAAUGCACUCAGACCAGAUGCCCUCCAGAAUUUUGGAUGGAUUUUAUUGGACAGCCAAAGAGACCGCGAGAGCCCAUUAUUGAACAUGUACCGGACGACUUCAAACCACCGAAAUCGAUCUUAUACAUGGUCAAAAUGGGAAUGGGAUCUAUGGAAUUGCCACAAGUGGAGUUGAAGGGGAAUAAAUUGCACAAGGAUGUCCUUAGGACUGAUAAGGUGAGAUUUCAAACGAUUUUUUGGGGAAAGAAAAGAAGAUUUUAUCUAAAAUAAUGUCUAAUAUAACUAAUUAAAAUUUACCUUUUUUAGGUAUUUAUUUUGGAUUGCACCAGCGAUUUGUUCCUCUGGAUGGGCAAGAAAGCGAAUCGACUUCUCAAGUUGGCCGGUCAAAAGAUUGCGGCUGAGCUGCACACCAUGAUCCAACGUCCGGAAUACACAGAUUUAUGUCGAGAGAAUGAAGGAGAGGAAUCGACAUGGUUUAGACAAAAGUUUGCCGGCUGGGACGAUGUAAUACGAGUUGAUUAUACGAUGACUGCCGAAACUGUCCAACGACGAGGCGCUGAUAUCAAGGUGAUUAUGGAGAAGGACAAGCUGAAGGUCGAAACGGAGGCGUUGUUUACGGACAGACUGCCUGGAAUGUCCCAUGAAGAAAGUGAGAUCCUAAUGGAGGAAUGUAACGCCGAUUUGGAAGUGAUUGAGAGCUUUGUUUUGGUAAGUCAAUAUUGCUUUAGGCAUUUGUUACCUAAAAUUUUAUUUUUUUGCAAUUUUAACUCUAAAAUACGGAAUUAUUUUUUCAGGAAGGCAAAAAAUUUGUCCGACUCCCCAAAAAUGAAUUCGGAACCUUCUGUACCAAGGAUUGCUACGUCUUUUUGUGCCGAUAUUAUGUCACGAAUGAUGACAGCGACUUCUCGGAUGAAGAUAGUUCCGGCGCAACCGAAAGUGGAAGCAGUAUAGAACAGAAAAAGCCGGAUCAAGAUCAACCGGACGACUUCAAAUGCGUGGUUUACUUCUGGCAAGGCAGGGACGCCGGGAAUAUGGGAUGGUUGCAUUUCACAUUUACAUUGCAAAAGAAGUUCGAAUCUCUCUUUAAAGACAAGCUAGAAGUAGUGAGGAUGUAUCAACAGCAGGAAAAUCACAAAUUCCUCUCACAUUUCCAACAAAAGUUGACGAUAAAAAGGGGAUCUCGAGCCGAAAGGAUCAAAAAUCCGAAGCCAAAAGUCCCCGAAUUGUAUCAGAUGAGGGCUAAUGGAAGCUCAGUUAAUACAAGGACGAUUCAGAUUGAGACGUCAGCAAAGAAUCUGAACUCGGCUUUCGGUUAUAUUCUCCUUGUCCCAAAUGAUCAAGAAGUGGUCAAGAAGAAGAAGGUGGCACAGAAUGGUGAGAAUUUUUAUUUUAAUUCUGCUUCAUACGUGUUAGUUAGUCAUUCAAUCGAGAGAAAAUUAAUUUUGAAAAAAUCAUUAUGUUGUACUUGACAAUUGGUCUCUAAAAAAUGUAUUUUUAGGUGAUGCAGACGAGGAAUUGGGUGAUGAAGAAGAGGAGAUCCCCAAAUAUGGAGAUAUUUACGUCUGGUUUGGCGAUAAAUCCGACACCUACUACCAUCGGACCCUCAGAAGUAUCGCCAAUGAGAUGCUGAAUGCCGAGAACAACUAUGAUGUGGUCGAAAUCUAUGAGGGCCAUGAGCCAGAGGACUUCUGGACAGCCCUAGGAGGGAAGAAGAAGUACUCAAAAGAUGCCGAGUUCAUGAAUUACACUCGCCUUUUCCGCUGUACCAACGAAAAGGGCCACUUUUGUGUGUCCGAAAAGACGGUCGAUUUUUGUCAAGACGACUUGGACAACGAUGACGUCAUGAUUGUAGACAGUGGGAAAUAUGUGCUGAUGUGGUGUGGAACAACAGCCAGUGAAGUGGAAUGCAAAUUGGCGUAUCAGGCAGCGAAUGCGUAUGUGAAUAAUCUGAAAAUGAAAGGCCAGGAAAGACAGCUCAUGUUGUCCGUGAAAGGUCUCGAAUCCAAACGAUUCAGAGAACUUUUCCACGGAUGGAGCCAUCACAAAGACUUUGCGGCUAGUGUCUUUGAUGCCAAGUAUCGAUGA
Bursaphelenchus xylophilus (pine wood nematode) is the source of this 5458-nucleotide messenger RNA. The record is from the annotation of a GenBank genome assembly. NCBI's taxonomy places the organism in Eukaryota, Metazoa, Nematoda, Chromadorea, Rhabditida, Aphelenchoididae.